GCGCGGGGCGCGGCGCGUCGUGCGUGGUUACUGACAGGCACCAGCUGCCGCGCCGCCGGACGCGCUAUGUGGCCGCUCCGAGCGACAGGCGGAUUCCAGACUAAUCCCGGAGGGCUGGCCCAGCCCAAGCUGCCCGGCUGUGAGGAAGCGUUGACCACUCCUGUGAGCCCAAGUUGAAGGCAGCCCGGCUGCACUCGGGAGCCCGGGAGGCCGUGCUCUUCGGAAGAGGCGACAGAGAGAGAGAGAGAGAGAGAGAGAGAGAGAGAGAGAGAGCGGAACAUGAACUGAAGAGUAAACAUGUAUGGGAAUUAUUCUCACUUCAUGAAGUUUCCCACAGGCUUUGGCGGCUCGCCCGGCCACUCCGGCUCCACGUCCAUGAGCCCAUCGGCAGCCUUGUCCACUGGGAAGCCAAUGGACAGCCACCCCAACUACACGGACACCCCAGUGAGUGCCCCACGGACUCUGAGCACAGUGGGGACCCCCCUCAAUGCCCUGGGCUCUCCAUAUCGAGUCAUCACCUCGGCCAUGGGCCCCCCCUCAGGAGCACUGGCAGCGCCUGCAGGAAUCAAUCUGGUCACCCCACCCAGCUCUCAGCUAAAUGUGGUCAACAACGUCAGCAUUUCAGAGGACAUCAAGCCCUUACCCGGGCUUCCCGGGAUUGGAAACAUGAACUACCCGUCGACCAGCCCCGGGUCUCUGGUUAAACACAUCUGUGCCAUCUGCGGGGACAGAUCCUCAGGAAAGCACUAUGGUGUGUACAGUUGUGAAGGUUGCAAAGGGUUCUUCAAGAGAACCAUCCGGAAAGACCUCAUGUACACCUGCCGUGAUAAUAAAGACUGUCUCAUCGACAAGCGCCAGCGGAACCGCUGUCAGUACUGCCGCUACCAGAAGUGCCUGGUGAUGGGCAUGAAGAGGGAAGCUGUGCAAGAAGAAAGGCAGAGAAGCCGGGAGCGGGCCGAGAGUGAGGCGGAAUGUGCCAGCAGAGGCCAUGAAGACAUGCCUGUGGAGAGGAUUCUAGAAGCUGAGCUUGCUGUUGAACCAAAGACGGAGUCCUAUGGUGACAUGAAUAUGGAGAACUCGACAAAUGACCCAGUCACAAACAUAUGCCACGCUGCUGAUAAGCAGCUUUUCACUCUUGUUGAAUGGGCGAAGCGCAUUCCCCACUUCUCUGACCUCACCUUGGAGGACCAGGUCAUUCUGCUCCGAGCAGGGUGGAAUGAACUGCUGAUUGCCUCCUUCUCCCACCGCUCGGUCUCCGUGCAGGACGGCAUUCUUCUGGCCACGGGCUUACACGUCCACCGGAGCAGCGCCCACAGCGCUGGGGUUGGCUCCAUCUUUGACAGAGUCCUGACUGAGCUGGUCUCCAAGAUGAAAGACAUGCAGAUGGACAAGUCGGAGCUGGGGUGCCUGCGUGCCAUCGUGCUGUUUAACCCAGAUGCCAAGGGUCUGUCCAACCCCUCGGAGGUAGAGACUCUUCGAGAGAAGGUUUAUGCCACGCUGGAGGCCUACACGAAGCAGAAGUAUCCGGAACAACCUGGCAGGUUCGCCAAGCUGCUGCUGCGCCUCCCAGCCCUGCGCUCCAUCGGCCUGAAGUGCUUGGAGCACCUGUUCUUCUUUAAGCUCAUUGGGGACACGCCCAUCGACACCUUCCUCAUGGAGAUGUUGGAGACCCCGCUGCAGAUCACCUGAACGCCGGGCCCGCCCCCCCACACAGCCGCAGCCUCCCCUCCCCCGCCCUGCACACGUGCCCGCCCCCCGCCACAGCCGCAGCCUCCACUCCCCCGCCCUGCACACGUUCCUCCGCCUCCCGCCCCGCCCUUCUCCCGUCCCCCAAAAUGUGAUAAUGCUUACAAUAAAGAAAUCUUUCUACACGUGCGACUUUUAUAGGUGGCUUUGUACAGAUGUUCAAGGAAACCCUUCUUGGCAAUCUGAGGGGCUGGGGAUCUUUCUGGACGUUCUUGGAGAAACGCGCCAAGCCUCUGUACAUAUAAUUGGUUUAUUUUUUCACUUGCCGUGGAAAGCGAACGAGCGAAUAAUAAAAUAAUAUAUAUGAUGUUGGUA
This is a messenger RNA of Suricata suricatta (meerkat), 2061 nucleotides long. RefSeq names its product retinoid X receptor gamma (gene RXRG). Gene Ontology annotation, biological process: retinoic acid receptor signaling pathway; anatomical structure development; response to retinoic acid. Gene Ontology annotation, molecular function: zinc ion binding; nuclear steroid receptor activity; retinoic acid-responsive element binding. The coding region runs from base 298 to 1689 and encodes 463 amino acids. The record is from RefSeq and is a predicted model, not a curated record. Gene Ontology annotation, cellular component: nucleus; RNA polymerase II transcription regulator complex. Lineage: Eukaryota; Metazoa; Chordata; Mammalia; Carnivora; Herpestidae. The transcript has 10 exons.